GAGAGAGUGAGGGAGAGGGAGAGAGAGAUACAGACAGAGAGUGAGAGAAAAAGAGAGUGAGGUGGAGAAAAAAAACGGCGAAGGAAACGCGAGUAAACCUGCGGUGGUCUGGCGGAGCCCAUGCACGUACCGAGCGGCCGGGAUAAGAGUCGUGGCCGGUGGCGGAGCCGUUGGGUUUGAACCGCUUUCAAGUCAUGCAGUCCACGGGAAGCACUUCCUCCCAGCCGCUGAUGGACACGCCCAGCUCGGGUGACAGCUUCCUGUUCAGCGAUGAUGACUCUGAGGUCUUCCUGUCGGAGGAGAGUGAGGGCCGCUCCAGUCGGAGUGUGUGCAGUCUGGAUGGCGGCCUGGAGAGUCCUGGCUCCCAGUGGGCCCGAGACGGCUUCGGAGAGAGCUCAGAGGUCAGCAGGGGUCACGGCAGAUCAGCUUCUGGAUCCGAAUCAUCCUCGCUCUCCCUCUCCUCUUCCUUCUCGUCUUCCUCCUCUUCAGGGCUAGGCUGGAGCAGUGCGGAGAGCAAGGGAGGAAAGGAGAAGGAAAAAUCUGGAGGCACACAAGGAGACAUGCUCUUUGCUCAGAAAUGUUUAGAGCUUCAGGGCUUCGUCAGGCCCCUGUUGGAGCUUUUGAAUGGACUGAAGAAAGGACGAUUUGACAAAGGUCUGAGCAGUUUCCAGCAGAGUGUUGCCAUGGACCGAAUCCAGAGGAUUGUGGGAGUGCUGCAGAAGCCUCACAUUGGGGAGAAGUAUUUGCCCACCCUAUUACAGAUAGAAAUGAUGUUAAAACUCUGGUUCCCUCAAGUGACCCUUCACCCUGCAGGGACAACCAUCUCCACUGACCUUUCAGGACAGGGCACAUCCGGUACUAAUACGCCCCCACACAAGCAUAAAGACCAACUGCACAUUCCAGUUAAGAAGCGAAGGCUGAGCUGGUCGGACACAGACUCCUCUUCCACUCCUCCUCCUGUUGCAUGCAAGCAGGUCAAAGUUCAUGAAAAGUUGAGUCAGUGGACGAAAGAGGAAGGAGGUGAGGGUUCAUCUGGAUGUAGACCACAAGUAGACCAGUCUGAGAAGAGAGAGGGGAAAAUGUCAGGACACAAGGCCAUCCACUGGUCCGAGCCCAGCCUGACAUGGGUGCAUGUCGCACCUAUUUUCUCUCCCCCUAAGUCCUGCCCCUCUCACGAAGGAGGAGACGGGGACAAACAGAAUGGGCGUGGCUAUGUUCUUCUCACCAUCCCUCCUCCCACCAGCAGGGGCAGUCCGGCGACCCAGGACAGCUCCAUCUCCUCCACGACACCCUUCUCUGAACCUGUUGGGUGCCAAAGCCAGCCGGUUGACUCGGAGACGACAAAUCCCGCGAGAGGUUGGGAGCAGUCCCCUCCAGUCACAACACAGCCUUCAAGUCGGGCAGAGCUCCGCCCAUUAGAAACUUGAACGCACUAAAAACAAGCACAACCAAAAGAGAGACUUGUCAGAGCAAUUGUGUGGAGAACUUUGAGGUAUUUCCUUUAAAGGGAUCGCUUAAACAGUGUUUUAUUUUUAUUUUGACGAAUAUCUGGGCAGCUUUGGAUUGGCUUGUCUGAGAAUACAUGCUUUUAAGAUUCUUUUAAAAAAGGAUUGAAAACCAGUAGAGGCCCAUGAAUAACAGCUGCAGUGUGACAUGCUAUCUAGAAUCGGUUACCCAUUCCUGUGAAUGAAAUAGAAAGAAAUAGUGGUGUGUGUGCACAUGUUUGCAAAUGUGUGUGUGUGUGUGUGUGUGUGUGUGACAUUGAUUUGGCUGGAGCCCCAAAUUUAGGUCAAUUAGAACCAGCAUGCAAUAAUGUACUGAAAGGUCAGCAUUAGGUCAGUAUCUCGCAUUAGUGUUCAUUUUGACCAUUUCAGAGUAAAGAAAUAUGUGUGUGCAUUCACACACACACACACACACACACACACACACAGUAAAAAGUGAUGCUUUAAAUUUAUUUCAUUCAAAUACAUUAAUAAAAUGCUUUUCAUUAACACUAUUCUUGCCAAAACUAAAUGAAAUGAACAACAGCAAUUGUCUUGAUUUAAUUUCAUUCAGGUGGAACCAACAUACACAUUUGAUUCAAGUAAAUUUGGAGCAACACUUUCGUUAGUAAAGAGCCGUAGCUGCCCAGAACUGUGUUGUCCUGCCAUGUUGUAUCACAGAUGCUGGUUAAAUAUCUGGAUUUAGGGGCUCCAGAGUGGUUCAGCCAUCUAAAUGCUGGCCCUAUCAUCGAGAGAUUGCAAGUUCAGUCCCUGGCAAUGCCACAGCCAUCCUUGGCCAGGAGUGGCAUCACUCUUCUUGGUUGGGUAAGAUGGCCCUCCUUCUCCCCCCUUCAGUAGCCAGUAUGGAUGUCUGUUUGCUGACGUAACGGAAUUGGUAGUUAGUGUUCUCCUCCAAGCGUUCAUUAAUGGUGCAUUAGCAUCAGUUUGGUUUAACCCAGAGGUAGCAUGUGCUAGCCUUCACUCUAUGAUGGGGAGGCCUCGCUAAUGGGUGGAAAUAGGACAUGACUAAAUUGGGGAGAAGAUGGGAAAUUGCAGCAUGAUAUCACAGUUCAAGGACAAAGACUGUUUGUACGACUGAAUACAAAAAUGUAGCAGCGAUUAUGAACUGACACUUUUAUUAUGACUGAUGUAACGAUUGAAGUGUGGGGGUCAGUUGCAAUGACCACUAAGUGAAAGAUCACUUACUGCACUGAUGCCUGUUUACUAAUUCGGCAUCUGGAGACGAAAAAGAACUCCAGUUGCAGUGUUUCAGAGGUGAACGAUCUUUAUUUUUCGUCCAAGUUACAACAGACCGUUGCAAGACGAGAGGUUUCAAAUGAGUUAGAAAGAAUAGGCUGUUUGCACAUCUUGCAGAUCAGUAUGCCUACAAACAUUUCACUAGUUAAAACAAUCACAGUUGCAUUAAUUGAUUUCAGUGCACAUAAGAAGUGUAAUUUAGAUAAACUGUAAUGGGAAAAUAACUAAUUUAUAAAUCAUGUUAGUGUUUUCCCAAAAUAGUUUGUUGUUGAUGUUGCAGAAAUCACUCCCUCCUGGAUGUCACCUGUGCUCAGUCAUUGGGAAUCAUUUGGAAAAGUGGAAGAAAGGGAGUAAAAUUUAAAGCACUUUAUCUGAAUUGUAACGGAAGCAUGUAGCAUCAGGCCAGAGGCAGUGCUGAAGGGUUAUGUGUAAUUGUAAUACCAGUUACAAUCCGCAGCGGUUUAACUAGGUGUAACUGCAAAGCACUGCAUUGAGUCAGUCGUCCAUUGCAGAUAAUUUAACCCCUUAAACUCUAAAUUUAUUAUUGUUAUUAAGGUUUAUUAUCUUGAGGCUUAUUAUUCAGUAAUUACUAUAAAUGAACUAGCAUUUAAUAUAUCAAUUAACUAUUUCUGACAAGUAUGUAGUUGUUGUUAUUAUUAUUAUUAUUGCAGUUUCAGCCACAAGAAUCAGGGACUGAUUCAAGGUUGAUCAAUUAAUGUGUAAUUCUGCUCUCAAAACAUACUGCUUAGGGCUUAAUGACAUUGUGUCCUCCAGUGGUGAUCUUGUGCUAAGCUGUGAUCAUUGCACUUGGCCCAGAGGGUUUGUAACAGGGCAUUAUGCAGCCUAUAUCUGCAUCUGAUACAAUCAAAACCCUUUCAACCAAAAUGAGACUUGUUGUGCUCACAGUGGUAGGAUUUACAAAGUGUGCGACAUUUCCUCCUCUGGUGUGAGAAACUCUCCUGCCAGUAUUGUACUAACGAUGUCAAUAUAGCUGACAGAAAGGACACUCAAGCACUGAAUAAAGAAAGUGGCAUAGUCGAACAUUAAGAAAAAUACAAUGGAAAAAAGAAGAUGCACAAAGUGGUGCAAUAUGCAGAAAGGGAGGAGAGAAUGUACAGUAAAUGAAAGCAAAGAGCCAUGGGGUCUGAGGCAAGGGUCAUCGGUCAGGGUUUCAAGAGUUACAUCAGCGGUCACUCUUGGAAUAAACAUCAACUCUUAUGUGCUCUGCCCUUAGAUUCCAGUCUUUAUUUAUUCAUUUGUUGAUUUAUGCAUUUAUUUAUGUUUGUUUGGUUAUUUAUUCAUAUGGCAGCUGGCAGAAUGGGCACUUAUUCUACAGCUUGCUUUGUAGAGGUUGAAGUUGUUUUUUUGUUUUGUUUUGUUUUUGUUUUUUGGCAAGAUUAAUAUCAACAUUAAUGGAAAAAUGAAGGAAAUCGCUGAUUGGAAAAACCUGUGCCUUUUCACCAAAUAGGAUGUGCGAAAAUAUUUACGCUACAUUUUGAUUGUGGAUUUUAAGGGGAACAGGGGUACAGAUUAUAAAGUACUCAAACACACGAAUCUCUGCAAAUCCUCAAGCGCAUACACUGACAAUGUGCUUUAUUAGAAUCUCCUACCUUACUGGCCACUAUAUGAGCUCUAUCACCCUGUCUUACUGCUUCACUAUAUAAUUGUACAAACCAUAGCCCAUCUGUUGUGAAGUACAGUUUCCAUGGUAGUGGCACGGUAAUGAAUGCCCUGCUGGUGCAAGUAUAUCAGGUACCCCAGUGUUGCUGAAGCUUUUACACACAUCAGCAGGUUGGAAGUAGGCCUGUACAAUCAUGACAUUUUACCUGAAGAUACCCUGCAACACUGUGGUCAGAAGCUGAAUAUUACUGAAAGAAUUGUGCAUACAGGCUCCAGUUUGCUGAACUCCGCCAUGGAGGUCCUAGAGAGUAGGGGUUUCUAAUAAAGUGUAAAAGCAUUUAUGUUUUUGUAAUCCACACCAACAAGCAGCCAUAGCAACAGUGAUAGUGAUUCAGACCUGUCACUGAGCAUCUUGCACUUCCAGAAUUCACUAAACAUGACAGUCGAUUUCCAACCAACACGUCCAGGAUUUGGAGUGAUGCCCCCCCUUCACUCCUUUUUGGAGUGCUGAGACUGAUGGUGAACACAUUUCAUCAUCCGCCACAGUCGAUUCCCACAUUAAUCAUCUAGCAGUGUCUAAAAACUUGAAAACGUUGUAUCACAUUUGGUUGAUAUGAUAUAAAAAAGGGACGAAAAAUCAAACUGCACCAACUUCAUGUGCUGCUGAAGUGUUUCUAAAAGAGAUUUUUAAAGGUUAUUGAUAUAAUUCACUCUGCUCUGUGUGCAGUUUCACAAUUCUAAACUCAACCCACGUUUACUGCCCUGGCAAUGCAUUCAUUUUAUAUUUGAAGUGCGCAUUCAUUCUUUCUCUUUUUUUUUUGAGGUGUUUUUUUUUGUGGUUAUUUUUCAACAUGAUGACAUUUUUGUACAAAUUGAUUGCACUUACUUUGGUUCUAUUUUUUCAUGUUUUUAGCUGUACAGAUCAAUACAGCUGGUCAUGAAUGCUGAAGCGAAUGACCUUGUUUCUUGAGCCUUUUUUUUGUACGACAGUAGAACCCCGUCCUCUUUUGCUAAAGCCCUUUCCUCCUUCUUUCUAUCCCUUCUUCCUCUCAUCCUUCCACCGUCCUGCUCACUUUGUUGAUUCCCUCUUCUACUUCUUUCCUGUCUUUCUCCCCCUCGCUCUGUAGCUUUAUUGUUCUUUCUACUUUUUCAAUAAGUAAAAAAUGGAAAUCUUUUAAUAAACAACACAUUUUGGAAAUAA
This is a messenger RNA of Pygocentrus nattereri (red-bellied piranha), 5559 nucleotides long. Its product is annotated as circadian-associated transcriptional repressor. Gene Ontology annotation, cellular component: nucleus. The coding region runs from base 195 to 1427 and encodes 410 amino acids. The record is from RefSeq and is a predicted model, not a curated record. The transcript has 6 exons. Gene Ontology annotation, biological process: circadian regulation of gene expression; negative regulation of DNA-templated transcription. NCBI's taxonomy places the organism in Eukaryota, Metazoa, Chordata, Actinopteri, Characiformes, Serrasalmidae. Gene Ontology annotation, molecular function: RNA polymerase II cis-regulatory region sequence-specific DNA binding.